Molecule: messenger RNA, 527 nt
Organism: Scutellospora calospora
Lineage: Eukaryota; Fungi; Glomeromycota; Glomeromycetes; Diversisporales; Gigasporaceae
Source: the annotation of a GenBank genome assembly
AUGAAUAUUAUUCAAAAUCAGACAAGUUAUUAAUAUCUCAACCAUCAAUUACUUAUCAAAAUGGAAGUGCUACUUCAACUUCAAACUUCAUAUCUAAUUUUACUUUUAUAUACCUGAGUUCUGAUUUUUCUUUUAAUAUAUCAAAAAUACUUAACAAUCAUUGUAUAUAUGGAGUUAUGAAUAGUCUCUGUAAAAAAGCUAUGGCUAUUAGAUUUGAUACUAGCUCUGCAGCAAUAGAAUCACUUAAUACGUUUCUAGAGAAUUUUAUUCAACAAUAUUCUGUAAAUUCUAAUCAACACUUGGUCACUAAUACUGCUUUAAGUAAAAUUCAAGAUAAUGAAUUAAGUGAUUUAGAUGAUCAAAAAAAUGUCCUACUAUUUGAUGUAUCUACUAUACAAGAUCUAGUGAUUAAAAAAAGAAAAAGAGCAUCAAGAGUUAAGUGUAUUAAAAGUUCUCUUGAAACAAAAAAUAUUCAAUCAAAUACUAAGAAAGAGAAAGCUAAAUAUUUUUGUUCUCGCUAUAAGUAG